AUGAGCGGCCUCCUCCCCUCCCUUGGGCGCGCUCUGCCCAGCGCCUCGUCGUCGCGCGCCGCCGCCUUCUCGACCUCCGCCCUUGUCGCUGCUGCCCCGAAAAUGGGAGCGAAGAGUUUCGCGAAGAAGAAGUCGCCUUCCAAGCGUCAGGGACCUUCCCCGCGCGUCAAGGUCCACCGUCUGAAGCUCACCUCUAACCUCGCGCGACCGGCUCCGGACAUGUCCGACCUUGUCCAGCUCUUCCCUGAGAGCAUCAUCGCCGAGAACACUGCCAAGCUCAGCGUCAUCCCGCGCAAGACGUUCGACGUGAUCCAGACCUUUGGACUGCCGGCCAAGGUUGACAAGGACCUGACGCUGGGUGCGCCUGCCACUGUCAUCCGACAGGCGACGCUGGACAUUGUGAAGGCGCUGGAGAACGGAAAGGAUGGAGACAGCAAGGAGGCGCGGUACAUGAUCACGGGAGAGCGGGGAGCGGGCAAGAGCAUGCUGCUGCUGCAGGCUGUCUCGUACGCUCUCGAGUCUGGGUGGAUCGUCUUCUACCAGCCGCGAGCUUCGAAGUGGGUCAACUCGUCGUCGCAGUUUGCGUACAACGAGGAGAAGAUGAUGUUUGACCAGCCCGAGGCGGCGACCGACAUGCUCCAGAAGCUCCUCUCGGUCAACCGCAAGACGCUAUCGAAGGUCAAGCUUACCGAGGACGUCGUCCUCUCCGAUGCUACUGUCAAGAAGGGCGAGGGUCUCGACAAGCUCAUCGACCACGGGCUGAAGGAGGACUCGGACACGGCGGUCGCGACGCUCGACGCCGUCCUCAACGUUCUCAGCACGCAGACGCAGUUCCCCGUCCUCUUCGCCAUCGACGAGGUCCAGUCCCUCUUCUGCACCUCCAAGUACCGCCGCCCGGACUUCAAGCUCCUUGAGGCGUACAACCUCGGGAUGCCGCGUGUCAUUCUCGAUCUCCUCUCUGGCGCUCGCGAGAUGAAGCGUGGUGCUGUCCUCACCGCCACUGCGCUCAGCCAGACCGACGUCCUUCCCUCCGACUCGCUGAUCAAGGGCCUCGGCCUCCCCAUCCGCCGCACCAUGCACGCCUACACCCCCAUCGACGAGACGUAUUACAACUACGCCAACUCUGGCAUCAAGCGCAUCGACGUCCCCUUCGGCAUGAGCGGCCACGAGGCUGUGGCCAUGUUCGAGCUCUUCGCGCGCAAGGGCUGGACCUCUAACAGUGAGUAUCAGGUUUCGAGUUUCAUUGCGUUUCAUAUAUCUCCGGUCAUGUUGAGUUCUCCGGUCAUGUUGAUGUGUUCCGAUUACGAUCUCGGAUCUGAAGCCAUCAGGCGCAUCGAGGCGCCACUCGGACUGGCAUCUGAGCAUCUGCAUCGCUAG
Molecule: messenger RNA, 1377 nt
Organism: Trichosporon asahii var. asahii CBS 2479
Lineage: Eukaryota; Fungi; Basidiomycota; Tremellomycetes; Trichosporonales; Trichosporonaceae
Product: carrier protein
Exons: 3
Coding region: 1-1377 (458 amino acids)
Cellular component (GO): mitochondrial small ribosomal subunit
Molecular function (GO): structural constituent of ribosome
Source: RefSeq, a predicted model, not a curated record